AGUUACCUCCGACAGUUUGCAGAGGUCGGAUCUUCACCGUGCGAGCGCGCUAGUGAUUGUUUUGUGUUUCGGUUUCUUGAUUACUGACUGAUUGUGAUCGUGAAUAUUCUGUGGCCGCAAUCCGCUUUUUUGUUCCACUUUAAAUUUCUAGUUAGUGCCAAAUUCUGCAGAUAAUUUUCCCCCGAAAUGAUCUCAAAUCGUACAUAACUGUAAUUCAUCGUUUCGAGUUCAAGUGCGCUAAGAAUCUAAAUUUUAGUCGGUGACCGUCUGUUCGGAUACGAUCGCGAAAUCAAAAGUGAAAAAGGGGCGUUCUUGAUGCAAUCCCACCUCUGUAUCUCGACAAUAUUUCACCUACAUCAUUAUAUUCCCUUCCCUACAUUUUAAUUCUAUUUUCUUCGUAAGUUUUACGUUCAAGGUGAGCUAGAUUCCGUACUUAGAUGGGAAAAAUACAUUUGAAAAUAUGCUAGUCACCUGCUGAGUGAAAGGUAGUGCACUCGGUCGGAUCCUGGAUUAAAUCACAGCAGUGUUCCGUUGGAUUCGUAUUUUUCCAUCAACAGUUUCAAGUGAUAUUGUGAUGCAAGUACAAGUGUACAAAAUUGGAAUAACUUCACCUUAGUGAGCUGGAGCUGUGAAAAUGUUAAAUGCACUUACAUUAAAUGAGACAAGGCGUGAUUAUACCCGUGUAAAAUCUGCGGAGUUGACGAUGAUGGCCAGUUCGCUGAACGAGAUCAGCGAAAACACAGCGUUGGCCCGCGAGAUGGCGUUGAUGGGCAACUACGACACGGCCGGCGUUUACUACCAGGGCGUCAUACAAAUGCUCCAUCGGCUCCUCACCUCCAUCCAUGACCCCACGUGGAAAAACAAGUGGCAAUUGUUACAACAUCAGCUAGCAACAGAGUACGAACAGCUAAAAGCAACUAGCAGUGUCCUAAAGCAGAUUCGCUCAGACCCUACAGAUAGGCCAAUAAAUUCAAAUCACAAAUUUUUCGGAACAGGUGGCUUUGAUGAUGUAUCAUGGCUGGGUUCCCCCAAACCAAUCGAUCCAUGGCCUGCCUACAAUAGGGACCCUGACGUCUGGCCUCCUCCUGAUCGGGAUCCUGAUGUGUGGCCUGCUCCAACGCAUGUCGAUCACAGGAUAAACAGUAAUCACAGUACCAAUAGUAAUACCAGAGCAAAAAGUUCUAAAACUAAUAAUACUAAAACGACCACCACCAACCGGUUUAGUCAGAAAAACAAUACUUCUGCGACGAAGAAGAAUGAACCUCGAUCUAAUACUAAGAAGACUGAUGAUAGGAAGAAUGGCUCCGUUAGGAAUUCCUAUAAUUCCCACAAUAGUUCUCAAAGUUCUGAUAAAGAUAAAGAUCACAAAUCUAAUAACUCAGAUUCUCAGGAAAAAUCUGACAAAGAGAAAGAUUGCACUGAAGAAAGGCGGUUUGACCCAUCAGGGUAUGAUAAUGAUCUAGUGGAAAUGUUAGAGCGUGAUAUAGUGCAACAGAACCCGAACAUUCGUUGGGACGACAUAGCAGAUUUGAAUGAAGCCAAGAGACUACUAGAAGAGGCUGUGGUCCUUCCUAUGUGGAUGCCAGAUUUCUUUAAAGGCAUCAGGCGACCUUGGAAGGGAGUUCUCAUGGUCGGACCACCAGGAACUGGUAAAACUAUGUUAGCAAAGGCUGUGGCUACUGAGUGCGGUACAACAUUUUUCAAUGUUUCUUCAUCCACGCUAACAUCCAAGUACCGCGGAGAGUCAGAAAAACUUGUCAGGCUUCUUUUUGAAAUGGCACGAUUUUAUGCACCUUCCACCAUAUUUAUAGAUGAAAUAGACUCAUUGUGUUCGAGAAGAGGUUCUGAGUCUGAGCAUGAAGCAAGUAGGCGUGUCAAAUCCGAAUUGCUGGUGCAGAUGGAUGGGCUAAGUUCCUCAGAGGAUCCAGGGAAAGUGGUCAUGGUGUUAGCUGCAACCAAUUUCCCGUGGGAUAUCGAUGAAGCAUUAAGACGGCGGUUAGAAAAGAGGAUUUAUAUCCCGUUACCAAAUAGCACUGGUCGUGAGGCUUUGCUGAGGAUCAACCUUAGAGAAGUGAAAUUAGAGGAUACUGUUAACUUAAAAGAAAUUGCGAUUCGUCUGAGAGGAUACUCAGGAGCUGACAUCACAAAUGUUUGCAGGGAUGCAUCAAUGAUGUCGAUGCGAAGGAAAAUAGCAGGUUUGAAGCCAGAUCAAAUUCGGCAGCUUCCAAGAGAAGAAUUAGAUCUUCCUGUCACAAUGCAAGAUUUCAUAGAAGCCAUAUCAAAAUGUAACAAAAGUGUUUCGAAAGAAGACCUAGACAAAUAUGAAAAGUGGAUGAGCGAAUUUGGCUCAACAUGAUAAAGGAGAGGAGUUAUUAUACCCUCUUCACUGUGAUUCCUGAAACUUUCUUCAUUUGAUUCCUGCAACAAAUAUUCUUGAAUGAUUUCGUUUUUUUUGAACGUGCUCAAAUUUUCUAUAAUUUUCUCAAUGUUUCAAAUUGCGAACUGUUUCUCCUCUUUCCUUUUUAUAUUUUAAUUUAUUUCUUCCUUUCCAGCGGUCAAAUUUUAAUGGCUGCUCUUAUUUAAUUUUAUUGUCUUUAACCCACUGGCUGUCUCUCAGUCGGUACAGCCUGACUUAAUUUAAUCAAAUUUGGGUGUUACAUUCUAUCAAUCCAAUUAAUCUGUGAUCAUGCUGAAAACGAUUUUAUUUCUCUGUAGUAAGCGGUCAUACAUUGAAGUUAAAUCGUUGUUUGACUGUAAUAAUUCUCAGUCUCCAUUCUGUAGCAAAACUCCUCUCAUCACUUAUUCUCAAUUUGUUUGUCGUUUCAAAUUUUAAAAUCAUUUUUCCGUACUUUUUUCCCUAGUAUCCUUCAAAAUUUAAAGCCUGUCAAUGGUAUACAAUCGUCAUACAGCUUUCAGUGUAAUGUUUUGCUUUUUUUAAAUUAAGUUGCACCUCAAGUAAAAUGCUUCUGAUAUGGACUGCUCAAAAUGUUUCACAAUAGUUUUGAAUCACUAAUCUAUACUUCCAUUCCAUCUACACUUAUUUAUCUCAUAUUUUUUUUUAAUCUAAUAAUUACUGGAAUUCCUAAAUACUUUGAAGUAUUUUCUUCGUCGAUCAGUAAAAUUCUUAAACCCAAAAUGUUUCAAGUUUACAUAUUCUUGACAACUCACUCUAUAUCCUAAAUAUUGUGAUCUUGUCAAAGCUUAAUUUUAGUGCUCAAGUUGUGACAAUAAUCAAAUUUAGUGUCAAGGUUGCAAACAAUUACCGUGCUAAUUUUUACUGUCCUAUGUUUUUGUUGCUUAAUGUUAGAGGACAUGAACAUGACUUAUUGAUCAAGUCGAUGUGUUUUCUCUGAAAUCUGUUUUGAAGCACACUUGCAGACUCUAAAAUAAAAUUAAGAAAAAAAAAAAGAAAAAAAUCAUUGUUACUUCAAAAUUUCAAGAAAAUUCAUAAUACUGGCAAGUGAUAGCUGUUUCUAUCUAAAUAACAUGUUUAAGUAUGUUUGUUUUUUUCUCUCUCUCUCUCUCUAUUUAUAAUGGUUCUUAAAUUGCUAUUUGAAGGCAUUGUUUUAUUCCACAUUUUGACAGAAAUCAGCUAACAUUGUAGUAAAUGACAUUAAACAGCUUCCAGUCGCUAUCUCAGGAAUGUUUACUUGUCUGUCCAAAAGCAAUAUUGUUCUUCAGUCAUAUCAGUUGUAAUGUGGCCUGAAGAUAUUCUUGCCUCCCCCCCCCCCAAUUAAUUCAAGUUGAUGGUAAAGUGAUUGUAAAUGCCAUACGAUUAUUUAUUAUUUUGUGAAAGACUGAUUCCAAUGAUUGUGAAAGGCAAGAAAUUUUAGCAAAUGGAGACAUUUGCAGAUUACUGCUGAAAGCUGUUACAAUUCUGAAUAAUUUUCGGCAAUCAGGUAUUAAAGAUAACUUAUUCAAAUUUUCUUCCCAUUCCUCAAAAAUCUAGUCCAAUUUCUAUGAAAUGAAGGUGAAAAUGGAAAAUUGGAGAUUUAUAAAUUACCUUAUUUGCUUCUUAGUUCAUGUUAGGGUUUCUGAGAUAUUUUAGCUUCUAAAUGUUGUAACUUGAAAAUAAAGGGAGAUACAUUUUUUUUGAUCAAAAGAGAAGCAACAGAAAUCCGAUACGAGACCCCUUCCCAGUUUUCUUGUCUUUGGACCAGCCACUUGUAUUCACCAAGAUAAUUCACUCGUAUGUACAAUUUUUUCUGCAGUCUAUUUUGUGAAAUCUUCUAAAGUUCUUGAUUUUCUCCUCUCUGCAGUUUCCUAUAGCAUUUGUACUUGUAAAAAAAAGAUAGGGACAGAUGGGAAAACACCCAUUCAUUGUUUUGUUGUUGCUAUAAGAUAGUCUAAAGCUCUUAACAGCACACGUUAAAGCAAUUCCAUCAUAGUUCAUGGUUAUUUCUGAUAUUACUGUUAAACAAAGAAACUCACACCUUUUUUUUUCUCCUUUUUUUUUUGGUUUCAAAUAAUCAUAGUGUAUUCUAUACAUUCGAGACAUCAUGUAUUUUGAGUUAAUCUGAAGUUAGAAUCAAAAUUUGAGUAUUGGCAUAAGCUUUUUCCAUUGUGAAUUUGUUGAAUUGUAAGUCUUUGAGAAAAUGAACCUCCUAGUCGCAUCCUUUUCAGUCUUGGAAUUAUUCCUAAUAUUGUGAAAAUUUACAUUUUUAAAAUCUAUCCCAAGGACUGUAUAAUUAAAGCCUCCAGUAAAUGAAGGAAGUGAAUAAUUUCCUUUAAAUACUCAAAUUAUUGAUGGUUUUGAAGAAAGCUUAUCUUGAAAUAAAUUUUAUCGUGAAAUUGACGUAAAAAAUGAAGUUUUCACCUCUGCAACAUCAGUUUUAGCUGUCAAUGAACCAAAGAAUUCAAUUCUAUUAUGAACCUUUAAAUGUCUGUUUUUCAAAAUCAUAAAAAAGUUAUUUACUUCUUUCAAUCAGUGGAGGCUUGAAUUGAUUGUUGGAGGAUUGUCAGGGAAGGGAGUUAGUACACAUCACUUAUAUUUUUAACCUUUGAACUAAUUGGUGAGUUUGCAAAAGAAUUAUUUUAAAUAAUCCAGAACUUCAGUAGCAUAAGGGCUGUUAUAGACAAUAGUCUGCCCUGCUGCCAACCUCUCCCCUUGACAAACCAAAGAAUGCAUAUUUUAUAGCGUUGACUGCCUUGAUGGCCAUCAUGACCAGGAAUUAAUGGAAUGACUGAAAUUUUGUCAGUCAUAAUUAAGGAAUAAGAUCACUGGGGGACCUUUUGUAAGUCAGGGUUGCCACAGUUGGGAGUACCCAGGAAAUGUCAGAGAAUUUUCCAAAGGCAGUGAAAACUCAAAAAUUUCCGGGGAAAGAAUGAAAGUGUCAGGAAAGAAUUGUUGAAUAGUUUUUGCCCUCUAGGCAGAGUGUGCUGGGCGUUUUGAACAACAAGUGUUGAGUGCUUGGGCUUUUAGAAGUGUAGCGAUUUUUAAGUAUCCCAAAUAUCGCCAAAUGUCAGGGAAUUCUAACAAAAUGUACACAAUAAAUCUGGGAAAUGUCAGGGAAUUUCAGUCUUUAAUUUCUGUGGGAACCAAGGUGUGUGUCUGCUAAUAUUUAGUCUUUAAUAAUGCCUAGCUUAAAAAUGGCACCAUAUUCGGCAAAAAAUUAGGUGUUCAAAUUUUGGGUUGGAUAUUUUUGUCUUGAUUCUUACAAUUCAGACCUGAUUACAGACAUGGAUAAUUGUCAAACCUGGAAAGACAGCAAAAACAAGUACACACAAUUGUUGGGGUAGUAAACUGAUGUUAAUCCUAUUUUAUGAAAUUCUGUUUUUCCGUUCACUUUCUGCGAUUGCAGCGUCUAUUAAAUUUUGACCGUGUCUCAAGCGAUCAAACACUGGUUUCUGCAUUAUAAAUUUUCCGGUAACAUUCAUCAGGACAACAGAUGGUUUCUGGAACACCAAACGGAAUUUCAUGAUCGUCGAUGUACCGACAUGUACAUCAUUCGUAGGUGUUUGCCUGUCAUCCAAGCAGACUUGUGUCUGCUUGGAUGACAAGCAAACACCUACGGAGGAUGUGCAUGUCGGUACAACGACGAUCAUGAAAUUUCGAACCAGAAACCAGUGUUCGAUCGCUUGAGACACGGUCAAAAUUUAAUGGACGCUGCAAUCGCGGAAAGUGAGCAGAAGGGUGUUGAGCUUUUUCAGAGUGUAUUUAUCUGAAACCUAUUCAUUGUAGCAUUUUAUGUUCUUUCUUCUUUUUUUGUGUGAUACUUAGCCCAAGAGUUUAAGGACUUUUAAUUAUAUGAAUUGAUGCUCCUAAUUUUCAUUCACUAUUCCCAGCUUCCUUAUUGUAAACAAUAAGGAAGCCUUAUUAUAAGGCAUUCAGAGCUUUCCCUGCCAAAGUAAUGUUAUCUGAAGAAUGUAUCAUUGAAAUAUUGAUUUAAUAGUGAAACUUGACCUGCUUGUAUCAAAUGGGGACUUUUAAGGGUGGUAGAAUAUGCCUCUAAGGUAUGAAUGUCCCGGGUGAAAAGAAAGAAACAUUUUUGGAAAUUGUGUGUCGUUUUCAAAAAUUAAUCAACUCUCAAGGUCCGUAAUGUGUUCUAUGGUGGGACUUCAGUCUUUUUGCAAUUUUCAAUGGUUUGUUUUUUUAUCCAAAUUUGAUCUGUGUUUAUCUGGUCUUUUUUUUUUACUCUCUGUGCCAUCAGAAAUUGUAAGUUAGUAUCAUAGGGCACUUAAAAAUUCUAUCCACAUUUCUUAAAAGUUUUGUGAUCUUGUCAAACCCCAAAACGGGUGUUUAAGAACACAUCCUUUUAAAAAUUGUAACAUUCCCCAAGUUUAACAUGUAAUUGAAUCGGCUUGUGCAAAAACACUUGAUGUCCAACACAGAGUCUCAGACUUGGCAAGUUGCAAUUUCAUUGUAACUCACAAAUUAAUGUUGAUUGAAGACAUUAAUAAUAACUAUAACAAUACAUCUACUACAGACACCAGUUUGGUUAAUCAGUAUUGUGAGGCAAAUCAAAUUACUACCAUUCUGAGAAUCCUGUUGCUCCCCUCUUUUUUCUUUUUUUUUCUUUCUAGAGCGCAACCUACUGUAAAAAACAACACUCAGACACACAUUAGGAUACUUUAAAUUACUAUUAGUAAAAACUUUAUUGAGAACCUUGUGAUAAAAUGUAAUGUGUUUUGUAUGAGGGCUAUUGAAAACUUGAGUAACUUCACAUUCUAUGUAACCUCUUUGAAUGUGAGUAACAAAAAGAAAAAUUCGAUCCCACAGAAAGAAGCUUGAGUUAUAAUUUCUUUAACUUUUCUCCAUCUCUUUGAUGAAACAUUGAAAACUUUAAAAUAAAAUAUGAGAAAAGUAGAAUAUAAUGUAGUGUGAGCUCAGUGAAUAGAUCGAGUUCACUCUAAUUAUUUUGAUAUUUGACUAUUACAGAAUUGAGGACAUCUUAGUUUCAUAGUUUUUGAAGCCUUUUCAGAUAACCUAAGAGUAUUGGCUGCAAAAAGGUUUGCAUGUCUGGAUUUUCUAAGACAAACAUAGUGAGAUAGAUGUUUGAUGUAUCGAUCUCUUGGAAGUUUUGGGGGAUCAAUAACAAACUCUUCUCUUUAUACUUCGCUGGCAAUUUUUUUGUCAAUGUUAUUAGUGUUCAAUGGCAUUUUGAAAAUCAAACUAUGUAACAUAGUUUCUCCAAAUGCGCAUAUGGAAUGGAAUUGCCAACAUUCAAAUUUUGUGCUUGUUUUGUGACAGCAAUGCUGCCAUAAUUUUAAAACUUUCAUAGAAAUGCUUUUAGUCUGAUGAUGCCAUUUCUGGAUAUAAUGUAAUUAUUCCUCUCUGUUAAGGUGGUUCCGCUCAUAAUUGCAAGGCAGCACCACUAUUACUAUUUGACUGAAAGGAACCCCAUGCUCCACGCAUUUACUGAACUUGUCUCUUUCUCUCUUUAAAGCAAGCAGCAAAUUCAAGAUACUGUAAUCUUAAAACUUUAUUUUCUAACUUAUAUCUGUGCAGUUAAAAUAUAUUCACUGAAUUCAAUUGUUUUUUCAUAUUUUUUAAAGCUUUUAGUACUCGUAGUGCACAUCAAAAGUAUGAAAGUGGGUCAUUAAAGUGCUUAGUCCUGAAUAAGGAAAAUGUAUCAAAUCAAGUAUUGGUAUGUAGAAAGAUUUUUAAUGUGCAUCAAAUCAUAUUCCUAGCAAAAUGAAUGUCGGUUUCACCCGAACUAGUAAGUAAAACUUUCCAGAUCUCAUGUGGUAUUGUCUAAUCUGAUUAACAAGUUUUUUUGUAUAAUCAAAUAAAUUAAUGUAGUUUUUAAGUCUUUUGAAAAUGCCUUUAUUUUAACUUACCUUUAAUUUUGUACCUUGAAAGGUUAGUCGGACAGCGCUAUAUGAAAAAGUACUAUCAAAAAAUGGAGUUCUUAGCAGAUAGUAUUCUUUCAUGGUCCAAUUACUGUGUAAAAUUAAUAAAUUUUAUUAUCUUUUGUUUACCUUGUGUUAAGUUUUUUUUGAAGAAUACAAUAAACCGUACAAGACCUAACUA
Molecule: messenger RNA, 8473 nt
Organism: Bemisia tabaci
Lineage: Eukaryota; Metazoa; Arthropoda; Insecta; Hemiptera; Aleyrodidae
Gene: Kat60
Product: katanin p60
Biological process (GO): microtubule severing
Cellular component (GO): microtubule cytoskeleton
Molecular function (GO): microtubule binding; microtubule severing ATPase activity; ATP binding
Source: RefSeq, a predicted model, not a curated record